AUGGGAUCAUCUCUGAAGAUUGUUGAACAAUUCAAGCAGGAGAUGGAAAAUAUGUUUGAAAUGAAUGAUUUGGGGCUCAUGAAGUAUUUUUUGGGGUUUGAAAUCAAGCAAGAUGUGUAUGGUAUUCAUUUAUCUCAAAAGAAAUAUGCAGAAGAGUUAUUAAAGAUAUACAAGAUGCGAGGAUGUAAAGCAUUGUCUAUCCCUAUAAGUGCAAGUACAAAACAACAGUUAUUUGAACAAUCUGAAGAAGCAAAUGCAACAUAUUACAGAUGUUUGAUUGGUAAACUUCUUUACUUAACUCACUCAAGACCUGAUUUAAUGCCUGUUGUAAGCUUGUUGUCAAGAUUUAUGGCUUGUCCUACUAAAAUUCAGUUUGCAGCUGCUAGAAAUGUUCUCAGAUAUGUUGCAGGGACUUUGGAUUUUGGCAUUCAGUAUUAUAGAAGUUCAAAAUUUGUUUUAGAGGGGUUUUCAGACAGUGACUGGUGUGGUGAUUUGAGAGAUAGAAAAAGUACUUCGGGAUUUGUUUUUAAUUUGGGUUCUGGGGCAGUAUGUUGGGCAUCAAAGAAGCAAGAUGUAGUAGCUCUAUCUAGUACAGAAACUGAAUAUAUAGCUUUGUGUGGAGCUUGUUGUCAUGGUGUUUGGAUGAAGAAAAUUUUGACAGAUUUUGGUAUUCAAGUUGAAGAUGCUUUUCCUAUAUUGUGUGAUAACAAAUUUUGUAUCUUAAUUGCCAAAAAUCCUGCUCUUCAUGGUAGAUCUAAACACAUUGAUGUGAAGUUUCAUUACAUCAGAGAAUUAGUCAAUAACAAAUUGAUGGAGUUGAAGCUUAGUGUGGUUAUUCUGUUGAUGUAUCAAUGUGAUUACUGA
This is a messenger RNA of Dioscorea cayenensis subsp. rotundata (Guinea yam), 864 nucleotides long. RefSeq lists its product as uncharacterized. The transcript has 2 exons. The coding region runs from base 1 to 864 and encodes 287 amino acids. Lineage: Eukaryota; Viridiplantae; Streptophyta; Magnoliopsida; Dioscoreales; Dioscoreaceae. The record is from RefSeq and is a predicted model, not a curated record.